UUGUUUUUUUAUCUUGUCCCAUUUAUUUAAUAUAUUGUAGGUUCUUAUUGCCAUGUAUAUAACUUUUAACUUAGUAACUUAUCAAAGGGACCGCUUACACGAAAAUGAGAGGACAUCUUUAAUUAAACAAAGUAGCUGCCGAUUAAGCUUUUCUAGACGUUUUUAUGGUGAAUGAGUGUGAUAAAAUGCUUCCGAAAAAUACUGCAAAUAUGUGGAUUCCACGCUUAACAUAUUUUUCUAAGGAAAAGAUAUGAAACCAUCAAGCAUUCUACAUCUUUAAAGAAAAAGCAGUUUUUAAAACCGAUGGUUCAUGGCAUCUACCAAGAUCCCUGUACAGAAGGUAAUCCUUUGUGGAGAGUUUGGAGUUGGCAAAAGUUCUCUCUUUAGAAGGUUUACAAUGAACAAAUUUGUCUCCAGUGCAGAUCGUAGCUCUACACUAGGGCUGGACCAUUCCUACAAAGUUUUUGAUGUUUGUGGAAGAGAAGUUAAGCUUCAGUUGUGGGACACUGGAGGGAUGGAACGAGUGGCUUCUAUCACCAGUAGCUACUAUAAGUUUGCAGAAGCUGCUAUCUUGGUGUUUAGUUUUGACAACCCUGACUCCUUCAAUAUUUUGUCUCAACACUUAUUGGACAUUGUUACUUAUGCAGAGGGUGCCAAAAUCUUUUUAUGUGGAAACAAGAUUGAUCUGAAGCAUCAGAUGUUUGUUACAGAUACUGACAUUGAUGAGUUUUGUGAGCAGUGUCAUAACUUAAUCAGUGGUGUCUUCAAAACGUCAUGCAAGACUGGGGAUGGUGUUGAAGAAAUGUUUGCUGACAUUGCUCGUCAAUUAGUGUCUACUUCAAAGACAGCAGAGGUAAAAAAAGAUUCUUUCAAGUUAACUGCUCAAGAUAAACCUCAGGAGUCAUGCAUGUGCUAGUCCUCUUGUUUUAGUCAAGCCUGGCAAACAAGAACCAUUUUUAUAAAUUGUUUUUAGUUUUAUAGAGAACAGCAGAACAGUAUGAGAAUUACUUAGUGCUUGGAUCAUAACUAUCCUGACAAAAGUUAGCCCACAGAUAAUGGAAGUGAUGAAACUUUUCUGAAAUUCUAUAUUCUGUUAAUUUUAUUAUGAUUAUAUACAAAACAUUUGUGAAAAUAUACUUUUUUUUGCUGGUUUCUUACUUGGUGGUCGUGUGCUUUAAUGUAUUUAGCUGAGAUAAAUGUAGUUUCUAAAAUGUUUACUGAAGAUUUCAAAAUAGUAAAAUAACCUCAGAGUUGCUCAUCAUAAAAGAUAAUGAGCAUGAAUUGAGCAUACAUAAGUAAUUCAUAAUUAUUAAUAAGUGCACAACAGGAUUAUGUAAUAACAAAGUGUGGGGACAUGGAGAAAGUGGUGUAUAGCACUAUGGAAAUGGGAGAGACAAGAGAAGUAAUAGAUUUCCUUAGUACAUAAAUAAUUCAUAAUUAUUAAUAAGUGCACAACAGGAUUAUGUAAUAACAAAGUGUGGGAACAUGGAGAAAAUGGUGUAUAGCACUAUAGAAAUGGGAGAGACAAGAGAAGUAAUAGAUUUCCUUAGCGAGAGCUGAACUUGGGUGUCACAGGACAUUUCAAAAGGAGUUUUUAAGAUACAAAUUAGCUCAUAAUAUUAGCCAGAUUAAUUGGAACUUAGUUUGAUAUUUAGUGCAUACCAUUACAACCUAUGCAACAAAUAAUUUAGAAUACUUUGGUGAUAGGGUGCAUCCGGGGAGUUACUAAUUUAUUAGGAAUAUAUCAUGCAAGAGUGUAAAAGAGAGAAUUCUACACAUGGAGCUCAACAGAGACAGAUAUUAGAAUACUGUUAUAAAAAGGUAGAUUCUUUAAUGAGCUAUAUUUAUAUUCCAUUGUUACUUAAAUGUAGGUGUAUUCAAGUAUGUAUAGAAGACACAUCUUAAAGAGUUGAAACAAUAUUAUCACUAUAUACAGCUGGUUUUUAAUUGUUUUAUAGCCACAAUGCUUUUGGAAGCAAACAAUUCACAUAAUUAUUUAAAGUUUAAAGAUAUUAAUGUUUAAUAAAUUGGUUGUUAGUACAUCAUUUAAAUGAAAUUCAAUUAACAGAUUAUCUGUUAAAAUACCUGUAAUAACAAGGAGUAGGAUGACUUUGUCAAAGAUUAGUCACUGUACCACACUAGGUUACAUUCAAACAAUAGUAGAUAAAUGUUUAUCUACCAUUCUUUAUUACCCAUUCAAGCCAUCUCCAAACAUUACUACACAUGAAUAUAUUACAACAAUGUAGAGUAAAAUAAUAAAGCAUAAGAUGUGGACAUCAUACAACCAAUAACAAAAUAUGAAAAUACUACAACAUUGCAGGAAAAUGAUUAAUCGACAUUCAUCAUACUGUGGAUUUUAUGUGACUAAACAAUAACAAUAUGUAUGAAAACCACCCACCCUUCAGAAAAUUACAAAUUUAUACCCACCCAUUAUUUUUCCCCUCUUAAUCUCUUCUAAAAUGUUAGUCACCACUACUGCCUACAGCCACUCAUUCCAUUAACCAACCACCCUGUUGGAAAAAAAUAAUACUGUCUUAACUGGAUCCUAGCCUUUUUUUUUUCAAAAUCUUAAACUUGUGUCCUCUCAUCCUAUUGUCUUUAGAAUACAGCACCAAGAAAUCAAAAACCUUUAUCCUAUUGAUCUCAAAGAUAAUCUUGUAAACUUCAAUAAGAUCACCUUUUAUCCAUUUUUUUCUCAAGAGAAAAUAAGAGAUCUUUCUCCAUUCUCGCAUUAAUUCUAAUAGCCACCCUCUGAUUCCUUUUUAAUAAGUCAAUAUUCUUUCUUGGAGAAGGAGACCAAAACUGUACUCAUUAUUCCAAAUGAGGCUAACUAGGGAUUUGUAUAGAGAUAAUUUUCUUUCUCUCUCUUUUUUAUAUUUUUUCAAUAAAUAACACAAAUUUAGCUUUAUCACGAGCACCAGAGCACUGACUUGCUAGCUUGUGACUUAUCCACCACUAUGCCAAGAGUUUUUCUCCAGUUAUGCUAUUCAGUUUGUUCUCAUCUGUAUUAAACAUUGGAUCCAAAUUAUGUGUUACCUUGCACUUAACUAUAAUUAAAGGUAAUUUGCCAUGUAUCUGUCCAACUUACCAAUUGAUCCAAGUCAUUCUGUGGUAUAUCUCAAUAUAACGUUAACAUUAAUGCAAUAAUCAUAGUUUACCAUAAUGUGGAACAUAGGACCAUUAAUAUAAUUUGCUAAUUAUAAGGCAAUUCACCAUACAGUGAAACUGACAGACAUUUACAAAGAUGUGAAAAAAGUAUAGGGAGAAAUAACACUGAUCACUUUAUUGUUGAUGUCUCCUUCUAAUCAACAAUUUUAGAUGCAAGUAAUAAACAUUAUGAGGGGCUACAGCCAAUACAUUAUUUAUUUUUGUAAUCAGCAUUGUUGUACAUGUAAGGAUAGUGAGACAAAUUUCCUGUAUUAGAGUAAACAUGAGAAUAUUGCUGUUUUCAAAUGUGGCAAGUUACCAGGAUGUGAAUGUGCAGGUUUUCACAUAAACAAUAUUUCAUCUUUUAUAAACACAAUUUUCCAUUGUUCAUUUGGACAACUGACUUGAUCAUUUAGAUAGUAAAAACUGUUUACAUCUUUUUAAUGCAAUUUUCUGUCAGCAUAUUUAAAUAUAAUCUUGUGUGUCGUGUUCUGUUGUUAAUGUUUGCAGACUAUAUAUAUGUUAAUUCCUACCAGUAAAUAAACUUUUGUACUUGAAGCAAAGGUUAGUUCCAUCUUAGCCCAUAGAUACACAGGGCUGAGAAAUUUGUAAGAUAAUACUCAAACCAUUUUAACUCUAUUAAAUUGAAAAAUAAUUGUA
Messenger RNA from Limulus polyphemus (Atlantic horseshoe crab), 3807 nucleotides. Its product is annotated as ras-related protein Rab-30-like. The transcript is spliced from 3 exons. NCBI's taxonomy places the organism in Eukaryota, Metazoa, Arthropoda, Merostomata, Xiphosura, Limulidae. Gene Ontology annotation, molecular function: GTPase activity; GTP binding. The coding region runs from base 311 to 916 and encodes 201 amino acids. The record is from RefSeq and is a predicted model, not a curated record.